Pleuronectes platessa (European plaice) is the source of this 2282-nucleotide messenger RNA. RefSeq names its product glutamine--fructose-6-phosphate aminotransferase [isomerizing] 1. Gene Ontology annotation, molecular function: L-glutamine:D-fructose-6-phosphate transaminase (isomerizing) activity; carbohydrate derivative binding. The transcript is spliced from 19 exons. Gene Ontology annotation, biological process: protein N-linked glycosylation; fructose 6-phosphate metabolic process; carbohydrate derivative biosynthetic process. NCBI's taxonomy places the organism in Eukaryota, Metazoa, Chordata, Actinopteri, Pleuronectiformes, Pleuronectidae. The record is from RefSeq and is a predicted model, not a curated record. Bases 151 to 2193 code for a protein of 680 amino acids.
GGUGCAACCCGGACUGACAGGCUUCUCGGCCAAUCAGAAGGCGCCAUGGAAAUUGGCAGGUUGGCUCUGAUUGGAUGAGAUCACGGGAGGGGGGGUGCGGCAAAGUUUAGAGACGUUCCCAGAUACCAGAGUAGCAGCCAAACCGAAGACAUGUGUGGAAUCUUUGCCUAUCUCAACUACCAUGUACCAAGGACUCGCCGUGAGAUCCUUGAGAUCCUCCUCAAAGGUCUGCGACGUCUGGAGUACAGAGGCUAUGACUCAGCGGGUGUGGGGAUUGAUGGGGGCAACGGCAAGGACGGAAGUACCCAAUCUAUCCAAAUCAUCAAGCAACGUGGAAAAGUGAAGGCUCUCGAUGAUGAGAUCCACAAGCAGCAGGACAUGGACCUAGAUAUGGAGUUUGAUGUUCACGUCGGCAUCGCUCACACCCGCUGGGCCACCCAUGGUGCGCCAAGCCCCGUCAACAGCCAUCCACAUAGAUCUGACAAGACCAACGAGUUCAUUGUCAUUCACAACGGAAUCAUCACCAACUACAAAGACCUAAGGAAAUUCCUGGAGAGCAAAGGCUAUGAGUUUGAGUCAGAGACUGACACGGAGUCCAUCGCCAAACUGGUGAAGUACAUGUAUGACAACCGCGAGAAUGACGACCUCAGUUUUUCCGUACUGGUGGAACGGGUGAUCCAGCAGCUGGAGGGAGCUUUUGCCCUGGUCUUCAAGAGUGUCCACUACCCCGGAGAGGCAAUUGGCACAAGGAGGGGAAGUCCUCUGCUGAUGGGAGUGCGGAGUGAUCACAAGCUCUCCACUGAUCAUAUUCCUGUGCUCUACCGCUCCUCUGCUAAAGAAAAGAAGAGCUGCGGUGCUAUACCUAGGUCCGACCAGGACACCUGCUUGUUCCCUGUGGACGAGAAAGCUGUGGAGUACUACUUUGCUUCAGAUGCAAGCGCAGUGAUCGAGCACACAAAUCGGGUGAUCUUCCUGGAGGAUGACGAUGUGGCUGCCGUGAUGGAGGGCCGGCUGUCCAUCCACAGGAUCAAGCGCAGGGCUGGAGACUACCCAUCCCGGGCCAUCGAGUCCCUGCAGAUGGAGCUGCAGCAGAUCAUGAAGGGCAACUACAGCUCCUUCAUGCAGAAGGAGAUAUUUGAGCAGCCAGAGUCUGUGGUCAACACCAUGAGAGGGAGAGUUAACUUCGAUGAAAACACAGUGACACUUGGUGGACUGAAGGACCACAUCAAAGAGAUCCAGAGGUGUCGGCGACUUAUACUUAUUGCCUGCGGCACCAGCUACCAUGCUGGAGUAGCGACCCGUCAGAUCCUUGAGGAGCUAACCGAGCUGCCCGUCAUGAUUGAGCUGGCCAGUGACUUCUUGGAUAGGAACACACCUGUGUUCCGAGAUGAUGUCUGCUUUUUUAUCAGCCAGUCAGGGGAGACUGCUGACAGCCUCAUGGCCCUGCGCUACUGUAAGGAGAGAGGGGCUCUGACCGUUGGUGUCACCAACACAGUGGGCAGCUCCAUAUCCAGGGAGAGCGACUGUGGAGUCCACAUCAACGCUGGGCCUGAGAUCGGAGUAGCGAGCACCAAGGCCUACACCAGUCAGUUUGUGGCCCUCAUCAUGUUUGCCCUGCUGAUGUGCGAUGACAGGAUUUCAGUGCAGCCCAGACGACGUGAGAUAAUCCAGGCUCUGAAAGCUCUUCCAGAUCAGAUUAAAGAGGUCCUCGCGUUGGAUGAUGAGAUCCAGAAGUUGGCCGUGGAGUUGUAUCAGCAGAAGAGUGUCCUGAUCAUGGGCCGAGGCUACCAUUACGCUACCUGCCUGGAAGGAGCACUGAAAAUCAAGGAGAUCACAUACAUGCAUUCAGAGGGGAUCCUCGCUGGAGAGCUCAAACACGGCCCCCUGGCCCUGGUGGAUAAACUCAUGCCAGUCAUCAUGAUCAUCAUGAGAGACCACACUUACACCAAAUGUCAAAACGCCCUGCAGCAAGUCGUUGCCCGUCAGGGCCGUCCUAUUGUGAUCUGUGACAAAGAUGAUUACGAGACCAUCAAGAACUCCAGCCGCACCAUCAACGUGCCUCACUGUGUGGACUGCCUGCAGGGCAUCUUGAGCGUCAUACCUCUGCAGCUGCUGUCCUUCCACCUGGCUGUGCUCCGAGGUUUUGACGUGGACUGUCCAAGAAACCUGGCCAAGUCAGUGACAGUAGAGUGAAGUGCACCAUUCAUCACGUCACGACAGAAGCCUGGCAGACACGUACUCAGUGGAACGUACGGUGGGGGAGCGUGUGUUUGCAGGAACCA